Sphaerodactylus townsendi is the source of this 1984-nucleotide messenger RNA. It is a transcript of the gene FGF7, whose product is annotated as fibroblast growth factor 7. NCBI's taxonomy places the organism in Eukaryota, Metazoa, Chordata, Lepidosauria, Squamata, Sphaerodactylidae. The record is from RefSeq and is a predicted model, not a curated record. Gene Ontology annotation, molecular function: type 2 fibroblast growth factor receptor binding; growth factor activity. Gene Ontology annotation, biological process: regulation of cell migration; cell differentiation; animal organ morphogenesis. The transcript is spliced from 4 exons. Bases 482 to 1066 code for a protein of 194 amino acids. Gene Ontology annotation, cellular component: cytoplasm.
ACACUCACUUGCUUGCACACACCCUCUUGCGUGUGUUGAUUUAUGGAAACAAUUAUGAUUCUGUUGCAGUCUCUUCCGAGCAAGGAAAGUUUGUAGCUACAGUUAGAAUCUCACGUUGCAAAAGGCAGACAACAGAAAUGGAAUACUUGUGUGUCCAGCUGCUAUCAAGAGGAGCAAAUAUUUUGCUUUCAGCGCAAGAGGUGAAUUCAAGUAGCAAAGGAAGUCACAGCAGCCAAGAUUUUUGCAACCUGUUUCUUUAAAAGGAUAUCCUGGCAGAAAGAAGACUGAAGGGGACAUUUCCCGGGAUACCUGUAUCUUCAAAACAAAGUGUGGCUCAGAGUUUUGGAUGCGGGAGCAACCGUUGGUUGAAUAUAAUUCACGUGAAGGGAGAGAAGAAGUCAAUGACCAAAGAGCGACCACCUACUGAGGACUGAUUCUUUUUCAUUAUGUUAUUCAUGGGCACCCAGAACACUGUACUAUAAUGCACAAAUGGAUAUUGUCAUGGAUCCUGCAAACUUUGCUCUACCGAUCAUAUUUUUAUGUUAUCUUCAUGGUGAGCGCGAUCUCGUUCGCUUGCAAUGACAUGACCCCGGAGCAAAUGGCUACAAAUGUGAACUGUUCCACCCCUGAGCGACACACCAGAAGUUACGAUUAUAUGGAAGGGGGGAAUGUCAGAGUGAGAAGACUUUACUGUCGGACUCAGUGGUAUAUCAAGAUCGAUAAGAGAGGCAAAAUAAAAGGCGUCCCGGAGCCAAUCAGCAACUACAGUAUUCUCGAAAUAAGAACGGUGGCAAUUGGAAUCGUGGCAAUCAAAGGAGUGGCAAGCGAAUACUUUCUAGCCAUGAACAAGUCGGGGAAACUCUACGGAAAGAAAGUGUGCAAUGAGGACUGCAACUUCAUAGAGCUGAUUGAAGAAAACCAUUACAACACAUACGCGUCAGCAAACUGGACGCACAGAGGGAAGCAGAUGUAUAUUGCCUUGAAACAGAACGGUGCCCCUAAGAGAGGCCAAAGAACAAGCAAGGAAGACGGAGCUUCCCAUUUCCUCCCGCGUGCGGUAUCCUAAUUACAUCUUGCCGACGGAGAACCAUUUCCAGCCCAAUUUUUUUUUUCAUUUUAAAAAGGGGGACGUUUUGAAAGUGCAAGAAGGAGAAGCUGGAAUACUACUGAAACACUGAACAAGCUGGACUUGCGCGUUUAUGUUUAUUUUUUAAGACUGCCUUUAAGAAAAAGAAAAUUGAAAAAUAUACACAAAAUCAGAUUUUAGUAACUAAAAGUUGUAAAAAGUUGUAAAAAGUUGUACAAUCCUUAACGUUUAGUAUAAGAGUAGCAUCGCGAAUCCUUAAGUUAAAAUUUACUCUUUAAUGAAGCGUCUAAGUCGUGACUUGAUUAUCUGACGGUAUUUUUUUAUUUAAAAUAAACCUAUCUGCUUCAUUAAACUUGGCUGCUAUAAUAAUAAAUAAUAAUGAUAAAUAUUAAUAAUAAUAAUAAUAAUAAAGCAGAUGAAAAAAUGUUUGUGUAAAAUACGUCGGACUUGAAGGCUGCUGGGAUGGUGAUGCAAAUCUUCGUUAGUACUCGUUGGAGAACUGAGCAGUAGUAUUAUGGACUCCGCAGUGCUAAAAAGAGAACACUGGUCACUGUGGUAUUCAGACAAUAAAGCUAGUUUGGAAGAUAGAGGCUGCACCAUUGCAAGACAUUCACAUGUAUUUGUCGAAAUGCCGAACGCUGCUCUGAACGCUGUUGCAAAAUAGUGUAUAUAAAAUAAUAUUAAUAAGGGAAAUGUACUUUCAUCUCACUUUCCUCAAAAUAUCCUUUUAUAUAAUGACAAAUUCAGACAACAUCAUACAGGUUUUUUUUAUUAAAAAAAAUGUAACAUAACCUAUCUUUUUAUAUAAUUCCUGUUAGGGCGUAUGGCUUCUGAUAUUUCUCCCACCGUUAUUCAUGCUUUUCUCUGUUACAGCAUUAAACUUUAUUUUAAGUUAUA